AUGGACGAUAUCAAGAGCAAGUUCAAAGCAAUAGUAACAAAGAGAAGGAUCCCCGUAUCGAUACUUCUAGUAGGACAAGAUUAUUAUUCAUACGAGCGACUACCCAAACCCAAGACGUUCAAUCUAAUUCUAUCUCGUCCGAAAAAACGACGCGAUGCCCUCUCCUCCUCAUUACUACCCCGUUUACCUACAGAAAUCAUCUAUAACAUCUUAUCAUUCCUCCCUGCCGCCUCCGCAGCAUGUUUCUCAAUCUCCUCAUUGCAAGUCCUACAACUAGUCGGAACAGGAUACAUGGACAACGUCCUCCGCGAAAAUGCAAAUUCCCUCGCCUUCGUCAGCCUCUGGACAAGAGAUCUCCGCUCCCAAGUCUUCUGCAGAGACUGCAAAACUCUCUACAAAAGACGGGCCCUGAAAUAUCUCCUACAUCGAUACGGUUUAGUAAGCUACUGCGAACUCGAACGCCAGAUAGCCCAUUUCAGAUUCACGGCCAGGGGUGUCAUCGAUUCCGAACGCAUUUUUCCAAUGUCUCCUACUAUCAUGGGUGAUUUAAUGCGUGAAGUCGAAUGUCAGGAGCAUCCAAUCGAUAUCGAUAAAUCACGAUAUCCUGUUCCAAUGGGCGAUCUAACCGGAUCCCGCACUGGAAAUUACGUCAAUCAUGUGCGAGCAGAUGUCGCAAUGGUCGAUGGUUCUGUGCUUUUCCGUCUGCAGGAUACGUAUAUCAAUCUUGAACCGGAGAGAACAUACAAAACCAUGUUCCAAACCUGUCGCCAUAUCCAAGUGCAAAUAGAAACACAUAAAAAUUUCGUCCAUGCAUUUAAGCUCGGCAGCGCCACCGGGAAUUACUGGAGAACGAAACAAUUCCGAAUAGCGAAGGAAGAUGCAUCUGAGAGCUCAGCAUCCUUUGACUGUCCCGCUGUGAAUUGCGAUGAUAAAUAUCAUAUUCAAUUUGAGCGCCAUGCUGGACAGGGCAUCCUAGUAUCGCUCACCCGACGGGUAAAUCUGGGGAAUUCAUCAAGUGGCGAGAGAUGGAGAGAAUUCUGCCAUGUGAGAGAGGCAAGCAAAGAAGCGGAUCAUACAGGACGUCUUGUGUUGACUAUUGGAGAGGAAGCUACAAGACAACAUAAAUUAGCUGAUACACCCUAUUAUACCGAGAGGUAUUCACUUUCGCCAUCGGCUAUUAGAGAUGUUGUGUUGCUGGCUCGGGAAAAUUUAGCAAAGGCAGGGAGGUAUAGUCUUUUGGGACUCAGGGAAAUCGUACCGAAUUUGAAAUCAUACAAUAGCUAG
Messenger RNA from Sclerotinia sclerotiorum 1980 UF-70, 1284 nucleotides. RefSeq lists its product with no specific name. The transcript has a single exon. Bases 1 to 1284 code for a protein of 427 amino acids. Gene Ontology annotation, molecular function: protein binding. The record is from RefSeq and is a predicted model, not a curated record. NCBI's taxonomy places the organism in Eukaryota, Fungi, Ascomycota, Leotiomycetes, Helotiales, Sclerotiniaceae.